Molecule: messenger RNA, 591 nt
Organism: Panicum virgatum (switchgrass)
Lineage: Eukaryota; Viridiplantae; Streptophyta; Magnoliopsida; Poales; Poaceae
Product: F-box protein At3g08750-like
Exons: 1
Coding region: 1-591 (196 amino acids)
Molecular function (GO): protein binding
Source: RefSeq, a predicted model, not a curated record
AUGCUGAUCCGCAACAUCCUGGCCCGCGUGCCACCGUCAUCGGCGACGAGGUUCAAGGUCGUCUGCAAGAACUGGCACUCCAUGAUCGCCGACGACUCCUACGCGCGGAACCACCUCGCCGUCGCCGCUCCCGUCCGCAGCGUCCUCCUCUACGACGGGGACGCGCCGUGCCCCGUCACGGUGGUCGACGAGGCCGGGGCGGCGCGGCUGGCGGCGCUGCGCCCGCGCCUCGGGAAGCCCAGGCACGGGUUCACCGUGCAGAACUGCUGCGGCGCCCUGGCAUGCCUCCGCAGCGGCCAGCGCGACGCCGAGCUUCUCAACCCGGCCACCGGCGAGAGCCUUGGCCUCGGCCACUUCUUCCGGCGCGGCCCGCCCACCACGUGGACGCACGCCGCCGACCACCUCCCCUGGUACUGCCUCGGCCGCUGCGCCGCCGGCAUCGGCGAGUACAAGAUCGUGCGCCUCGACGUCCGGCUGCCGAGUUCCAGGCGGCCGGAGGUGACGUGCGAGGUGCUCCCCCUGGGUCGGGAGAGUUGGGACUCGACGGGGUGCUUCGCUCCGGAGUGGAAGAAGGUGGCCUCUGGCAAGUGA